Racocetra persica is the source of this 491-nucleotide messenger RNA. The record is from the annotation of a GenBank genome assembly. NCBI's taxonomy places the organism in Eukaryota, Fungi, Glomeromycota, Glomeromycetes, Diversisporales, Gigasporaceae.
AUGUUGGAACAGUUAACACGCCUACUGGUAAUAUUGCAAAAGGUGCCACUAUUCCGGUCACUUGGACCUAUACUCCAGGGAAUGCGGCUGCGGGUGUUUUACGAGUUGUCAAUAACGCAACUGGGAACUCUCAAACACUUAAUGAUAAUCUAAACCUCGCUACCCAAUCCUACUCAUGGUUGGUCAAUGUUGACCCCGCUGUUUAUUAUUUUGCUCUCAACGACGGGACCGGUGAUAAAUAUUCUGGACAGUUCACCGUUGUUCAAGGUAGUGGUAGCGCCGCCUCUGGCACUGCACCUCCUCAACCUGCUCAAUCUCAAUCUCGCGCUACAUCUGCCCCUGCUGCCCCUCACCUGCAGGAAGUUCGGCACCCUCGUAAUGCUGCUAAAUCAACUUCGGCACCUUCAGCAAAUACUGCCGCAAGUUUCACUGGAUCAAGCUUUUCUGGAUACAAACUUCUGUUUAGUCUUAUUGUAGUAGCUGCAGCAAUG